Messenger RNA from Aspergillus fischeri NRRL 181, 2178 nucleotides. RefSeq names its product Zn(II)2Cys6 transcription factor. The record is from RefSeq and is a predicted model, not a curated record. Gene Ontology annotation, biological process: positive regulation of transcription by RNA polymerase II. The transcript has 3 exons. Gene Ontology annotation, cellular component: nucleus. Gene Ontology annotation, molecular function: DNA-binding transcription factor activity, RNA polymerase II-specific; transcription cis-regulatory region binding; zinc ion binding. The coding region runs from base 1 to 2178 and encodes 725 amino acids. NCBI's taxonomy places the organism in Eukaryota, Fungi, Ascomycota, Eurotiomycetes, Eurotiales, Aspergillaceae.
AUGGCGCGUUCAUUCGACACGGCCCAAACCCCCUUGAGCGGCUAUUUUCCGGGCAACAUGCAUUUCCAGGACCCAAAUCAGAUCCCUGCUUAUUCUAUCUUCGGUGCUAGCCAGUAUCCCGACAGUGUAGCUUUUUGGCACAACCUGCCCCCACAACCCCCGCAGCCUGGCAUUCCUGCAGCGGCAACGCCAUAUUCCUCUACUCCGACCAAACAACACCACCAGCCGCCUUUGUUGCAGCCUGUCUCCGAUCAGAAAAAGCACAAGCGCACCCGAAGCGGUUGCUUCACCUGCCGCUCCCGUCGCAUCAAAUGCGACGAGGCCCGUCCGGUCUGUGAGAGAUGUCGGAAAGGUAAUCGCGACUGUGCCUAUCCGUCGCCCACUGCGACUGGUACUUCAUCCAAGGCAGCGUCGCGGUUUGGAACCAAGGCCAGAGCCCAACGCCCGCCAUCGCAAGGGAGUGACUCUUCGGGCCAUGUUGGACUGGAUGAGUUUCGCGCGCUGGAGCCGAUUCUAGACGAGGAAGAGGUGGACGAAGGCAGCGUGGAAUCGGCAACUCUCUUGUCUCCCUCCACAACAUCACUGCCAGCCCGUGUCAGGCCGGGCCCGGCUACAAAGCAAAGCAUGCAGUCGCUGAGGAAGCGCAGGACGAAGCAAACAGCUCCAGAUGCGACACCCUCCAACACAGAAGGCAGUUCACCCUCCACUGAAGCUUCCUCUAGAUUCGAUUCGAUGAGUGCGCGGUCGGCCAGUGUCGGACUGUCCAAUCAGGAACCUCUUGGCGCCGACAACUUCUCGCAUCUGCCAGAAGAUUUGCGAUCUUACCUUACUUUUCAUCAAGAGUACAUGACGUAUCGUCAUUAUUUUAUGAGGCCGUCUUCCGAUCAGUUUGUUCAUCACAGCAUCAUCAGAUUUGCCCUGCAAUACGAGCCGCUUCUCUAUGCGAUCGUCGGUUUCUCUGCUUACCACCAUUCGGUACAUAGCGGCACGGGGAAACUCUAUACCUUUCUUCGGUAUUACGACAAGGCCUUGAAGUUGUUGCGGAAAUCUUUGGCAUCGGGAGAGCCACAUUCUGAAGCAACGCUCAUUACCGUCCUUGCGCUUACAACUUUCGAGGAAUUCAUAGGCGACUGGGUGAAUCUCAUCGACCAUCAUCAAGCCGCUCAUUCGUUGAUGCGCGAACUUCUAACUCCAGAGUCCGUCAAAUACAAUGAACUUCAUGCGAAUAUAUUCCUUUGGUACGCUCGAUUCGACCUGGUCGCGGGGAUAUUGGCCGGAAACGAGGCGAUUCUGGGCCGUGAGUGGUACAUUGCUGGAGAAGAACAUGACGCCGAACAAGCCGCCAAUUUCCCAGAAGACCCGCAGAAGCAGCUCGCAUUGGCGGGGUCCAUAAAUCGCCGAUUCGGACUAGAGAUGGCCUCUCUGUAUGCAAAACUCUCUCGCGGAAUGAUCCCGAUCGAGGAGUUUAUUUGUCAAAACGAGCAGCUCGACCAGCUAUUGGAAAAGAUGAAGAGCAUCCUGGAAACACUCACAGAUCCAGAGUACAGGGUCACAAGCUUUCCAAAUCAAAAACCCUUGACGGAAGAUGAUUUCGUCGACCCUUACGUUCCUGGCGGUCUGCAUGUCGGCCCGUUAUGGGAGGUUAAUUUUGCUUGGAUUGACUACCUGUCAACAAAAGCAAUGUUCAAGUACCAAUCCUUAUUGUCCGUUCGCCAAUCGUCAAUGGCGGAACUGGAACAUUUGGCUCUAGAGCAGUGCCAAUUAAUGGAGACAAUCGAAAGGUGGCCCGACAAGGAGAACGGUUAUAUGUUUGCAUUCAAGCACAGCAUCGGAAUGGCGAGCAUGUUUCUGCCAAGGGAUCAUAAACAUGUCAUGUGGGCCCGAAGAAAAUUCGCGCUGAUGGAGCAGAACGGCUACAUCACGCCCCCCAAGUUCCGUGCAGGCAUGGCAGCCCUUUGGCAAUUGCCCGAGAUUAACCACUGGUGGCUACCAAAUGAGGAAGGAUACCCCGAGAUCAUCCGCGAGGUUCGCUCGAUGACUGAAGAAAGGACAACACAUGCACGAGACGACUUUCGGGAAAACGUACGCGACAUGAGAACCAUCUUCUGGAAACUUAGCUUGGAUGACACCGAAAGCGAGACUAGCCCGUCUUCUGCUGGUUUGGAACCUUCUCGAUGA